AUGGAGGCCAUGGCGCCCGCGACCGCCGAGACCGCGGUGGCCGUGGUCGGCGUCUCCUCGUCUGCCGAGGCCACGAUGGCGGAGGCCAGAGACCCUGAGACCGCCGAGGCCCCCACCCACCUCGAGCUCUCCCGUCCCUCUCCGCACCGGCCACACCACGCCCCGCCCCAUGCCCCUCCGCCUCCUCCCGCCGCCGCGCCACUCCUCACCCCGACCGUCCCCCACCUCGCGCGUCUCCUCCUCGCCCAUGCGCCGGACACCCCUCCGCUCCUCCUCGCGCUCCUCCCGGCCUGCCCGGCCCUCCUCACGCCGCUCCUCUCCCACCUCCUCCUCUCGCACUCGCCGCCGCUCCCGGCGCUCUCCCUGUACCGCCGCCUCCUUGCGCUCCGCCACUUCUCGGUGCCGGAGAGCUCCCUCCCGGCCCUGCUCCGCCUCCUCGCGCGCUCCCGCCGCCACGCCCACCUCUCGUUCCCGCUGCUCGAGUCCCUCCCGUCCACGCACCCGCACCUCCUCACCACGCCCGCGCUUGCCGCCUUCGGCGCCGCCGAGCUCAAUGCGCUGCUCCGCGCCUUCUGCGCCCGCGGCCGCGUCGCCGAGGCCCGCGCGCUCUUCCACCGCUACUGCGACGCGUACCCGCCCGACACGCGCACGUUCAACACGCUGCUGCUCGGGUUCAAGGAGGCCGGACACGCCCACGCGCUGGACCUCUUCUACCAUGACGCCGUGCUGCGGGGUUUCGUGCCGGACGCCGUGUCGUACUGCGUCAGGAUAGACGCUUACUGCAAGAAAGGCAGGUUCCUGGACGCCCUCGAGCUGCUCGACGAAAUGCGCAACAAGGGGGACUGCAAGCCCACGCUGCAGGUGUUCACUACAUUGAUAUACGGAGCUGGGAUUGUGAGGAGCGCGGCGAGAGCACGCCUCCUGUUUGAUGAAAUGGAGAAGUGGGGAGCGACUCCUGACCGUGGUGCUCAUAAUGCGCUCAUGGGCGCGUAUGUGAGGGCUAGGGAUUUGCAGUCUGCGAUGGCGGUGAUGGGUGACAUGGAGAGGAAGGGGAUCGGUCUAGAUGAUGUUAGCUACAACACGAUGCUUUGCGGGUUUCAGAGAGUUGGCGACUUGGAGGGGAUCUGGAAAGUGUACAGCAAGAUGGUUAGCUCAGGGUUUAUGCCGAGGACCAGGACGACGAUGCUGCUCAUGAAGGUCUUCUGUGAGAAUGGACGACCUGACCUUGGGCUGGAGCUGUGGGAUUAUCUGAUGGGAAAGGGAUGUGUACCUCACCGGCAUGCAUUGGACAUUCUGGUUACCGGUUUAUGCUGUAGAGGUGUGGUUUCUGAGGCAUACAGGUGUUUCAGGGAAAUAAUCGAGAUGGGGAUGGCACCAACAGAGCGAGCAUUUAGGGUUUUGGAAGGGUUUUUAAGGCAGACACGGGAAUACGGGAAAGUUGAGGAGAUUAGGCAAAUGAUGAAGGCUGCCCAGCUGGAGGGGCAUCAGAUUGAAGAAGAGGCUGUGUGA
Molecule: messenger RNA, 1509 nt
Organism: Miscanthus lutarioriparius
Lineage: Eukaryota; Viridiplantae; Streptophyta; Magnoliopsida; Poales; Poaceae
Source: the annotation of a GenBank genome assembly